CACUUCUUUAUUCCAACUCUCUCUUUCUCAAAUUCACUUUCUUUCUUCUUCUUGUUCUUCUUCUUCUCUGCUUUCAUUUCAAAAUGCUGACAGACGCAGAAGAACGCGAAUCCUUCAAUUCCGUGUUGGGACGCAUCUUACUAUGCAAAAUCUGUGGUCGUAAUCGAAGGCAUCAAAGGCUCGAGAAAUCUUUCACUUACAGCAACUUCAUACAUGAAAUCCAACCGUUUGAUUAUGAUAAUAUGGAGUUUCUUAAAAUUCUCGGUGAAGGAAGUUACGGUAGGGUUUCUCAAUUCCGUAUCGUCAAUGAUAACAGCAUUGUGGCCGUUAAACAAAUCUCGAUUGCCAACACUUCCGAUGCUGUUCCUGGUUUCAUCAUCAGAGAGGUCUCCUUUCUAAAAGAAUUGAAUCAUCCAAACAUUGUUAGGUUAUUGAAUGUAACGAACAAUAAGGAUACAAAUGUGGUGAGCCUUGUUUUCGAGUGUCUUGAUUGCGAUCUUGACAAGUACAUUAAAGAGAAAGAUCGCUACGGUUCAGCUAUUAAUAAUCCCUUCACAAGAAAGAGUUUUCUGUAUCAAAUAUUAUCUGCUGUGGAGUACUGUCAUUCUCAUCAGAUUAUGCACAGAGACUUGAAACCGCGUAAUCUUCUAAUCGAUCAUUCUAAAAAGAUAAUCAAACUUGCUGAUUUUGGUUGGGCUAGAGAGUUGGGAGAUCCAGAAAAGUUCUAUACUGAUAAGAUAGCAACUCGGUGGUAUAGGGCACCUGAAGUUCUGUUUCUUAACGGUCAAUACUCAACUCCAAUGGAUAUUUGGGCUGUGGGCUGUAUAUUUGGUGAGAUGGUACUUGGACAGCCAAUACACAAUGUUUUUAAUUGCACUGGUGAGCUACAGCUGAUUUUCAGAAUGUUUGGUACACCAACAGAGGAAACGUGGCCAGGGGUCACUAAAUUAUGUACCAACCUUCAAGCCUAUACCAAAUCUGACCCAAUGGACCUUUCAACAAUUUUUCAUGAUCUUGAUCCAACUGGUCUUAAUCUUCUAACGAGGAUGCUUUGCCUGGACCCAAACAAGAGGAUUUCAGCGGAAGCUGCUCUAAAGCAUGCUUACUUUAAUGACUUGGAUCAGGAGCAGUCAGUCAAAAAAAAUAUUGGGAUAAUAAGGGAGGGUGGUGGCAACAACAAUAACCCAGAAGAGUUUGCGGUGAUGAGGGAGGGUGGGAGUAGCACCAACAAAGGGGAAGUGUUUGCAAUGACGAUGAAGGGUGGCAGCAGCACCAACAAUGCAAAAGAGAUUGCCAUGACGAGGGAGGGUGGCAGCACCCCCACUAACAACAAUAACCCAGAAGAGUUUGCGAUGGUGAGGGAGGGUGGCAGCACCACCUCUAGCAACAAUAACCCAGAAGAGUUUGCGAUGGCGAGGGAGGGUGGGAGUAGCACCACCAGAAACAACAAUGUAGAAGAAUUUCCGAUGACCGUGGAAGGUGAAAGCAGCACCACCAUGAACAACAAUGAAGAAGAGUUUGCGGUGGGGUGUUUGCUGUCGAUCAGGACAGUAUUUGGUGAAGAGUUUGAAGGCCAAGUUGUUACGUUUGAUCGUCCCUCCAACAUCCUCGCACUCAUGGAAAGUUCCAAAGAUGUCCCUCUUGGAAAAAUUAGGAUUUUGAAAGCUGAUUACAUAGAAGACUUCACCUUAUUAGGUCAAUAUAAAGACCCACUUUAUCCAUAUAAGUGCUACCUUGAUCUCAAUGUUCUCCAAGCAAGGGAAAAAGUUGCCAUUAGACAAGCAGAAGCAGAUGCUGAGAGGAUUGGGGUUGGUGUUACAAGUGUAGCACAGAACAUCUUUGAUGCUUUAUCUAAAACGCAUCCAGUCCGCUGGGACAAGACUGUCAUAGUUGUGAUGAAUGAGGUGCGUAUCAGCAGUCCUUAUCACUCGGAAUGUGUGAUUGGCGGUACUCAAGUUGCAAAUAACCGUAUGAAAAAAGUGCUUGAGAUGUUGUGGAAGUGGUUGCAACUUCCAGGUUCUGGUGAUCUUUGUUGAGCUCUCAGGUUCUGUCUUGCGCAUGGAGUUCAUUUAAGGUAGGUUAUUAAAGGAGAAGCCAAGUCUUAAUCAGCCAAAUAAAAGGACAGCUUAUUUUUCAUAACCAUUCCCCAUUCAUCACAAUAGCCUAUGUACAUAUAAAAUUGUUUCCUCUCAAAAAAAGAAGCCAGUUUACAUGGCUUUGUAUUUUUUUACAAAAAACUUGCGAUGUUAGUUGGUGGUUUUGCUUCUUUCUUACAUGGCUCAGGUCAUUGUUUACAAAUGAACAGUACAUUCAAUCAAUAUUGUUUUAGCCAUCCAAUUUAUUUCAUGUUUAAUAGGGCAAACAGAAUUACAUUGUACAACGUAUAUUCCUUUGCUCCUCUCUUUGAGUUUUUUUAAGCAGAAAGUUCCUACUAUUACUUUUAUGAAUACUGCUCAAUUUUUUUUUUUUUAUAAGCAAUUAUUAUUAAUAA
Molecule: messenger RNA, 2491 nt
Organism: Vicia villosa (hairy vetch)
Lineage: Eukaryota; Viridiplantae; Streptophyta; Magnoliopsida; Fabales; Fabaceae
Exons: 10
Coding region: 84-2036 (650 amino acids)
Biological process (GO): signal transduction; regulation of meiotic cell cycle; G1/S transition of mitotic cell cycle
Cellular component (GO): cytoplasm; cyclin-dependent protein kinase holoenzyme complex; nucleus
Molecular function (GO): ATP binding; cyclin binding; cyclin-dependent protein serine/threonine kinase activity
Source: RefSeq, a predicted model, not a curated record